Molecule: messenger RNA, 1952 nt
Organism: Andrographis paniculata
Lineage: Eukaryota; Viridiplantae; Streptophyta; Magnoliopsida; Lamiales; Acanthaceae
Product: NAC domain-containing protein 17-like
Exons: 3
Coding region: 231-1769 (512 amino acids)
Biological process (GO): regulation of DNA-templated transcription
Molecular function (GO): DNA binding
Source: RefSeq, a predicted model, not a curated record
AACAAAUCCCUAACUCCAUAAAUGGAUCUUCCUUCCUGGAAAUUUCACUCGCUUUCAUCAUAUCAUUAUCACUUUGCUCUACUUCUUUGACCCAACCCUGCGUUUCCUUCUCCGCCACUCUUCCUUCUCGGGUUCUCCCUCCCCACCUCUCUCUACAUUCUGAGGUUUUGAUUUUUGGUUUUCUCGCAGCCAUUUCUCUGCGCAAUUCUGUUCGCUGUUUUGGUCAAGAGAUGAGAGUGCAGCCGGAUUUGCUGGGGGGCGGCAAGGCGUUUCCUCCCGGAUUCAGAUUCCACCCUACCGAUGAGGAGCUCGUUCUUUACUACCUGAAGCGGAAGAUCUGCGGUAAACGCCACUGUCUGGAUGUUAUCGCUGAGACUGAUGUUUACAAAUGCGAUCCCGAGGAGCUGCCUGGGAUGUCGAAGCUGAAAACCGGCGACAGGCAGUGGUAUUUCUUCAGCCCUAGAGACAGGAAGUAUCCGAAUGGAUCGAGAUCGAGCAGGGCGACUCACCAUGGCUACUGGAAAGCUACCGGAAAGGACCGCAUCAUUUCGUGCGGAGCUCGUGCCGUUGGCAUAAAGAAGACUCUAGUCUUCUACCGAGGCCGUACGCCGAACGGGGGACGGACCGACUGGGUGAUGCACGAAUAUACAAUAGAAGAAGAGGAGCUGAAACGAUGUCCGGCCAUUGAAGGAUACUAUGCCUUGUAUAAGGCAUACAAGAAGAGCGGACCUGGUCCGAAAAAUGGGGAGCAAUAUGGUGCGCCGUUUGUUGAAGAGGACUGGGCGGAGGAUGAUGACAAUGUUUUGUGCCCGGUUCGGGACAAGGUUGUUCCGGUAGCGCCGCUUGAAGUCGAGCCGGUUGGUAAUUUUAAAAGCAUAUCGGCUGAUUCUCCGCGAGUCGAUUCUCUGGAUGAUCUGGAUGAGGUUUUGAAGUUAAUUGCGGAUGAGCCAAUGCCUACCCAGGCGCUCGGUGAAGACGCGCAUAAUGUCCCGGCGAGUUUUGAUCUUACGAAUCAUGAGGUUUCCGCCGUUCUUGACAAUUGGUUGCGAGAUCCCCUGGAUAAUGAGGAGGAUUACCUCGACGAUUUUCUUGAAAUGGACGAUCUAUGCGGCGAUGAUCCCGCACAACAUUCUGAUAAACUCGUCGAUAAUUUGGAGAAGCUAUUGUCUGAUGAUAUCGAUGGUUUGGUUCCAUCCGAUCUUUUUCAAGAUGCAUUGCCAUUCUUCGGCGAGUUGGGGACUGUUGAGUCCGGAUUGAUUUCUCAACGGUAUGCGAACAAUUUUGACAGCGGGGUUUUUAAUCUGAUGCCGGAAUCCUACUCGAACAAUCUUGAAACGGCAGCAACGAGCUACCUCCCGCAGCAGCAUUUCAAUAGUUUUGACGGAAUCGGGGACGAGCAAACACACAGUGUUGUAACUUAUGCGGAACCAAACCCGCGAUACGUUCCUUCAGAUUCAGGUGAUCUAAAAAGCAGCAGCAGCCGAAACCAUGAAAACGGCGGCGCAGAGUUGUCGUGGCUCUCCUCGACUCUGUGGUCGUUCGUCGACUCGAUUCCCGCGGCUCCUGCAUCGGCCUCGGAAAGCAUUUUGGUAAACAGGGCUUUGCAGCGUAUCUCGAGCUUCAGUAAGGUAAGAACUACUACUGCUGCUGCUGCUACUACUACGAACACUGCAUCAUUGUCGUCGAAUCGUUAUCGAUCAAGAAGGCGUUUUGCAUGUGUGUGUUUAGUCGGGAUUUUGUGUGGUGCCACACUGUGGAUGAUGAAUUGAAUUGAUGAUCGUUUUAGAUGUUGUAAAACUUUGGUAGUUUUUGGGAGAAGGAAGUUAAUAUAUAUAUAUGAAUCCGAAGAAGCUUAGGAAUGGUGAUUUGUAGAUAUUUCUUUGUAAGAACCAUUUAAGCUUUGGAUCUUGUACUCUUCCCCCCCUUCCUACUGAAGCUUAUAUUAGUAUCAA